This is a messenger RNA of Electrophorus electricus (electric eel), 1611 nucleotides long. NCBI's taxonomy places the organism in Eukaryota, Metazoa, Chordata, Actinopteri, Gymnotiformes, Gymnotidae. The record is from RefSeq and is a predicted model, not a curated record.
AUGGCUGAAGUGGUGGAGCUUUCUGCUGUCAACCUAGCUGGGUCCCAGCAUGUUCCUGCCCUUCAGCCCAAGACCCUGGUGUCUGGGGUGGAGGAAUCGAAGUUCCAGACCCCGGUGAGGAAUGGGUUGACCAGCCUCCUCACCUCAGUGCGCUCAGACACAUGUACCACGUUGUUAUGUCCUGUGUUUGUUUUUGUAUCAUGGAUUGAUAAAGCUAUAAGAGGACUCCUAGAAGAAGUUGUGGACUCUUUGCCUGCAGACUUGUUUACUGACAUAAAAGUUUCCCAAUAUUUGGUGUUACUACCCUUUGCCUUCAAACCAGCAUCAAUUAUUUUAGGUACACGUGCACAAAGAUUUAUCCUGGUUCAAAAAUUUGCUGGAUAUAUAUGUGGAGGUACACUUAUUUACAGAUAUCCUAUGCUGAGUAAAUCUGAAACAAAGAAAGUUUUUUUCACAAAAAAUUCCAUAACAUCCAUUAAACAUUCAGAACAUAUUGCUGUAUCUGCAUUCAUCGAUCACAGAAUCAAUAAGGCCAUUCGAGUUAUCAGCAUAAUCAGAAGGGAUAAUCUGCAGCCUCUUUACUGCAUCUACUGUAAUGAUGACCAUGACUGCCAGACUGCUGAGGCUGAAGUCCAGAUACACAGUGACCAUUUUGGCUUUCCAUUUGCAGCUUCAGAUGUGCUGUGUCAUGGCGCGCACACUCAAAUUGCAACAUGUGUAGCCAUUUCAACCAGUGCAAACAUCUCAAAUGUUCACGCUGAAGAUCUCUUGCCCAUAAAGAAUAAAGUGACCCAUGAAUCAUUUAAGUUCAAUUUCACUGUCUGUAUCUCCAACCUUUUUGAAGGCUACAAUAAUGUUCUGCAAUUUGUACAAACAGUGGAAAUGUACAAACUUCUAGGUGUGCAACAUGUAGUGAUCUACAACACGAGCUGUGGCCCUGACCUGGAGAAACUCUUACAGCAUUAUAAGAGGGAAGGAAUAGUAGAGAUUGUUUCAUGGCCUAUUAAUAAAUUCCUUAACCCAUCUAAAGGAUGGAACUUUGUGGAACAUGGUGGAGACCUCCACUAUUAUGGCCAGUUGGUAACACUCAAUGAGUGCAUUUAUAGAAACAUGUAUCAGUCCAGAUAUGUUCUCCUGAAUGACAUUGAUGAGAUCAUCAUGCCUUACAAACAUGCUAACCUUCCAUUACUGAUGGAGGAUCUUCAACAAGAGCACAUAACUGUGGGUGUAUUUCUCAUUGAGAAUCACAUUUUCCCCAAGACACAGUUUGAAGAGACUCAUCGAUUCAGUCGACCAGAAUGGAGAAAUAUAUCUGGCAUCAAUAUUAUGGAACACAUUUAUAGAGAACCAGAUAGAAAAUAUGUCUUCAACCCCAGAAAAAUGAUCAUCAACCCAAGGAGUGUUGUACAAACAUCAGUACACUCAGCCCUGGCACAAUAUGGAGAUGUGUAUUAUGUACCUUUUGAUGUGUGUCGAAUUGUUCAUGUGAGAACACCACUACAGGGGCAUCUUAUCAAAGAGCAACUGUUUGUUGACACAAGGGUGUGGGACUUUGAGGCAGAACUGAUAUCAAAUGUUGAUAAAACUCUACAGGCUUCUGAUUUGAUAUAA